Molecule: messenger RNA, 1266 nt
Organism: Trichoderma harzianum CBS 226.95
Lineage: Eukaryota; Fungi; Ascomycota; Sordariomycetes; Hypocreales; Hypocreaceae
Exons: 1
Coding region: 1-1266 (421 amino acids)
Source: RefSeq, a predicted model, not a curated record
AUGACGGGCUUUCCCACCAGCCGCGCCGAGUCUGUCUCGUCCGCCAGCGGCCACACGCCUGCCUCGUCGCGCACAAUCCUCUCGACCGACCCUUCGGCCACCGACGGCCUGCCUGCCUCGCGGCCCUUUGUCCAGCGCAAUGGCCGCACCUUUCUCAACGACCACACGCUCGUCUACCCCUUGCCCUCGGAUCUCACCGAGUUGCACAGGCAGGUCCUGCGAACGAUGCUGCUGAUCCAGGUCAUUGGCGCUCCCGUGCUGUCGCCGGACCUGAUCAAGAAGCCUCCUCAGCGCGUCCUGGAGAUUGGCUGCGGGUCGGGUUUCUGGAGCAACAUGUGCCACCAUUACUUCAAGAGCCGCGGUCACGGCGGCCUGUCCUUCACCGGCAUCGACAUUGCGCCGCUGGCCCCCGACAACAGCUCCAGCACCUCGGACGACGCCAUGAAGCCCAGCCCCGACAUGCAGUGGAAAUUUGUCCAGCACGACUUGCGCCAGAUGCCCUGGCCGACCCCUUCUGAGGAGUACGACCUGGUCAUGGUCAAGGAUGUGAGCUAUGCCGUGACCAACAAGAUGAUGCAGCCCUUUAUCGAGGAGUGCGUUCGCAUGGUCAGACCGGGUGGAACGUUUGAGAUUUGGGAGUCGGACCACGUCAUUCGAAGUCUGCGACCGCAUGUUCCCACGUCCACUGUUUCGGCAGAAGAUGCAGAGGAGCAGGCUGCCGCCGCCAGUCUCGGUGCCUAUGUCAUUAACCCACAAACUCCCCUCUCAGUCCCUUCAAACAACUACAUUGCCGAAUACAACUCGUGGUUGACGAAAGCGCUGGAGAAGCUCGACAUCAGCCCUCUUCCCUGCACCGUCAUUGGCCCAACUCUGCUGCAGGAAUACGAAACCUUGGGCGACGUACGUUCCCGAAGAAUAGCCCUUCCCCUGAGCGAAUUCCGCUGGGAGAAGGAGGGCAUCGGCGGUGUCAUCACCACCGACAGCAAGCCCGAGUCCAAGGGCAAGGAGGCGUCGGCACCAAAGUCGGACAAGAAGACGCUGACGGCGGGGCAGAUUGCGCUGCGUCAGACGGCUUUGCUAACUCAGGUGCAGGAGAUGCAAGCUCUCGAGCCCAUCUUGCGAGACGUCAGCGGGAAAAGUCAGGACGAGUUGGACAUGUGGCUGACCAAGAUGAUGAACGAUUUGAUGGACGAGAGCGGCACGUCUCUGGGAGAGUGUCUUGAAUUUGGAGCUUGGUAUGCGAAGAAGAAGAAGGUGGCUGCUUGA